Molecule: messenger RNA, 363 nt
Organism: Lithohypha guttulata
Lineage: Eukaryota; Fungi; Ascomycota; Eurotiomycetes; Chaetothyriales; Trichomeriaceae
Exons: 4
Coding region: 1-363 (120 amino acids)
Source: RefSeq, a predicted model, not a curated record
AUGUUCGGGUGGGACGAAUCUCGAGAUGCCCACCAACAGGUGUAUGGCGAUGAUGACAACCAGGCUAAAUUCUCUCACGAAUUAAUUGGAGGCGCUGCGGCUUUUGAGGGCAUGAAGCUCUUUGAAGAUCGUCAGCGCAAAGAAGGCAAAGUAGUCAACCACCAGUUUGCCAAAGAGCUUCUAGCAGGUUUUGCUGGUGCCGAGGCCGACCGGCUGGCUGAGACUAAGGGCAUGGACGAGUACGAUAGAAUUGAGGCCAAGAGGCAUGCCGAACGAUCAGCCCAAAACAUGUAUGACCAGCAUUAUCGAGAUGCUGAUCAGUAUGACCCGAACCAGUAUGAACAACCAAACUUCAACUACUGA